AUGACCCCGGAAGUAAAUGGGGAGGAAGUAUUUUAUUUCUGUUUGAAAGGUUCGACAUUAUUGCGUAAACACCUUAAAGACAACAACAAUGUUGAGGGGAGCGAGACCUCCAGCGAGGUUGUUAGUAGAGUGAUCCCUCGCGGUGAGACGAUCUUUGAGUGUUUGACAGGACUUCCCCUCGUGAAACGAUCUUUGAGUGUUGGACAGGACUUCUCCUGGCAAGCCGCCGCUCACCUUCCCGCCACAGCGCCCCAACGCCAAGGACCUCUCUACGAGUUCCGGACCUACAGAAUCCGUCCCGACCGAACGGCCGCCUUCCUGAGGCUGACCAAUGACAAGAUCCACCUCAGGACCGCCCACUCGCAGCUGAUUGGCUACUGGAGUGUGGAGUACGGCGGCCUGAACCAGGUCUUCCAUAUUUGGAAGUACGACUCUUUCUCCCAGCGGGCGGCGGUCCGCUCGGCGCUGGCCCAGGAUCCGCGCUGGAUGUCGGAGUACAUCUCCCAGGCCAUUCCCAUGCUGACCUGGCAGGACAACCACGUCACCACCUUGUUGCCGUGGAGCCGCCUGCGCACGCCGCCGCUGGAGGGCGGUGCUUUUGAACUGGCGUCCUUCAAGAUGCGUCUGGGGGGGCCGCCACUUUGGGGCAGAAGCCUGCAGCAUGCCAUGGCCUCCCAUGAUGCACCUGGACACGCCCACUUGGUCGCCGCUUUUCACAGCGAGAUUGGCCACCUGGACACAGUUCACGCCCUCUGGUGGUUCGAGAGCGCCGACAAACGACGUCAAGUUCAAGGCGACGCCAUGGCCGAAGUUGCAGUCCACGUGCACACGCGGGACAACAAAGUUAUGUUUGCGUGUUCCUUCUCGCCACUCAAGUGACUUCCUGUCGUCAGACCACGAGGACUUCCCCUUUAAGCCUUGCUGUCAAUCAUGGGUUGUGGGCGGGGCUUGGAGACAUACUUCAAAAUAAAGUUGGGGACUAAAGUUUG
Molecule: messenger RNA, 989 nt
Organism: Nerophis ophidion (straightnose pipefish)
Lineage: Eukaryota; Metazoa; Chordata; Actinopteri; Syngnathiformes; Syngnathidae
Gene: nipsnap3a
Product: nipsnap homolog 3A (C. elegans)
Exons: 9
Coding region: 1-879 (292 amino acids)
Cellular component (GO): mitochondrion
Source: RefSeq, a predicted model, not a curated record